GUGUCAUAGACACAAAUUUGGAUGCGCGAGCCCAAGACAGCCAAAGCUGCUGCCUUAGCAGGUCGUGCGAGAAAAUGUCUUCAAAUUUGCUUAGUUUUGGCGGCAAGGGGCCUUUUUGUGUUCCAACUUGUUCACCCAGCGUCAGUUCAUCCCGCAGUGGUUUGAGCCGGCCAAGUAGUCGGGCAGAUGAAGCGCGGUUAUCUGGUGCUGGUCGCUUUGUCCUUGGCGAUGUGAAGAUGGGCGCAGAUGGGAUGAAGUACAAAGACACGGUUUACGAGAAGAACGGUGACUCUCGAUGUGUUCCCUGGAGCGUGCUUUUGGACAUGGAGAAAUCCAACGGCACCAAGUUCAGGGAGAAAUGUGAAAGCGAGAAGACUGGCCCGAUGAAUGAGAAGCUAAGGAAGGUUGAAAGCCCGGGAUGGCUUUGUGAAGUGAACCGUGCUCUUGGAUCAGUUCAGUCAGGUGAAUCCGAUGCCCUGCAGCAAUGGUACUCACGCUGGCAACAGCAGUCUCACCAGCGAAGUUCCCAAGUCAAGACCACAUCAGUAUCUUCAGCAUUCCAAUUGAAAUCUUCCCGUGUUAAAGGCCUCGAUGCUCCAAAGCAAGAGUGGUGCAGACUAAGCCCUAAAUCCAAACGUGCAAUUCAGCAAUGGGUCACAGGAGACAUUGGGGGGCGGCAUUGCCUUAUGCUUCUCGAGCAUGAUGCAGCAAUAGACUUUUUCAUAUCCCCAUUGGACCACCAGGAGAUGUCGGCCUCCGAUGUUGGCUCGGGUGGUGCUCUUUGCGCACUUUCAGGGCUUCCUCUCGAAGCUCAGGGGAGCCAAGAAGGUGGUUGGCUCUACAGAGAGGUUUUUGCAAAAAGUCCGGCCGCUGUUCUGGAAGAUGCUUUGCAAGCAGCGUUGCGCGAUGAUUGGAAAAGUCAAUGUGCAGACCAGGCCAACCUUGCUCUUAGGCGAAUGGCAAUAAAAGCGCAAGCCGCUGGCAUGCACUCACUCUUGGGCAACCGGGGGGCAGAUGGGCCUCGUUGCUCUGACGAGUACAUGAGGAUUCAAGUUUGGCUGGAGGUGGUCCGCUACCAUGCAGCCGAACAAUUAAAAGGACAAACCAUGCUGAACGCCAAUGCCAGACCGAAGGCACGUCCAAAGAGAUUGUCUAUCGAGGGCUGCACUGCUUUGUGGGACGACAGGCAGUUCCUACGAGAUCUCCAAAGGCAAGAUUCGGACAUAGAAGCAGCAGCUUCUCACAUGAGUUUCGAGCAGAUCUGCAAGCAGAACCAGUCAAUGGAGACGUAUAUGAUGAGGGUGGUACGCUUGGGCCUUAGAAUGAAAUGCGUUCGGAUUUGGAUGGAUGCCACGAACAUCAUUGGGUGGCAGAGCAACGUUGCUAUGAGGAAUCUUGCAGACGAGUGUGCUUCCUACGUAGUGCUUGGGUUGCAUGGCCCUAGCGCAACUGCAGAUGAGAUCAAGAAAGCCUACCGCACUCUGGCACUGAAAGAGCAUCCAGACAAGGCUGGCAUUGAGAACAAGGAACGCUUUCAAGAGAUACAAGAGGCCUAUGCUGCAGCACUCAAGCGGAGCAAGUCUGAAGGCCACAAUACAGGCCGAGAUGAGAGCUCCGCAAUACCGAACACGUUUACAAAGGAAGCCGCGUUUUCUGCGGAGCAAGUGAAGGAUGCAGCAGACGAGAUAGCAGCUAUAGCAUCCCGCACCGGUUCGUUAUGUGCACGGGCUGUAGAGGCUCGCGGGCAACAAAAACGGACCGCCUUACGUGAGUUAAUGGACAUUACCAGACAAGGAGCAAGCAAGCUUCGAGAUUGUGCUGUCAACAUGCGGAUCCUGCGCACUGGGAGCUGUCAAGUGGCGGCAUGCGCUUCUCAGGCAUUGGAUGAAUAUGGGUCAUGGGCUGCAAGCAUCAUGUCUGGGGUGGGGCUUGAAGAGCGUGGAGACCUUGUCAAGGCUGCAGGGUUGUCCUGCGGAGUGACUGCAGAUCACCUUGAGGAAAUGGCUAUGAAUGACGAGAAUAUGGUGGCCAUGUUAGAGAAUCCAGGGUGCUCGAUUGACCAAAGCUCUGCGGUGCGCGUGCUUAGUGAGAGCACAUCCCGGACAGCAACUGUGGUACGCUGCGCUGCGGACAAAGCCAUUUGUGUCGCUAAUGGUUCUUUGGAACUCGGCUGCAGCUUGGCCAUGUUGGAUCAAGAACAAAGGAAGGAGAGAGCCAAGGAGAAGGCAAAGGAGACCGAAGUGAAGGAAGGUGAGAGAAGUGAGAGCCGCUCUCACGAGACAAGUGAACCAAUGCGUCACGGACCACGCAUGAGAGGACAUGUACGAAAGUCUGAGUCAGAAGGCGAAGGUGAGCAGGGCGAGGGCGAAGAAGCCGAAGAGGCAGAAGAGGAGGGGAAGCCAAAGCAGGCCAAGCUCCUGGUUCGCAAUUUGAGGUGGCUCGAAAGCCUCAACGCAGAAGUGCUGGAGCUUCAAACAAAGUGGCGAGCUGCCAUUCAUUCAGAUCGUGGGAUGCUGAAAGGCAUAGCCCCCGAGCACAAGGGAGGUGUGUUCGAUCUUGUCGGGCAGAUUCUUCACGCAGCAAUCGCUGAAGCAGUGCAUUGGGCCAAGGAUGAUGCUUUGUCUUCAAAGCAAGUCCUCGAGCGGUCACUGGCAUUUGCUCUAGCUUUGGAGCACACCCAGCAGGUGGCGGUGCCUGCAGAAGUGAAGACGCAAGUUAUGAAGCAUGCAGCGCUGUUGGAUGUGGACUUGCUGUGCCAGAUCAUCGACGGGCCCUUCCAGAAGCGGCUCAUAUCUGCCGGGACUCGGCGAGCAACCCUGACUUCCAGCCGGCCACGGUCACUGGCGCCAGGCGAAUCAUGGCCACAUGUAGUGCAGUCGGUUUGCUCAAGAAUUUCCUCGAGCCUGCGGCAAUCGUAUACGACCAGUGGGUCUACGGCCUGCAACUGACGUCGUCGGGUUUCAAGGUCAAGGUGAAGCUACUUGUAGAUGGACCUAUGUUGUUAGUUAACGAUAGCAUCAUCGUGCCCCACACCAACUAAGUUGGUUAGAAAGUUGCACGUGGCUGAAACGGUGUCCAUUGGCAGCAGGCGAGCUAUGGAACGGUCCCCAGCUUGUAAUGGCCACAAUGCGUACUGACACACAGCAAGUGUGCUGCAACAAUUGUUGCAACCCGCAAAGUCCCAUGGCAAUUGAAACG
This is a messenger RNA of Durusdinium trenchii, 3198 nucleotides long. Lineage: Eukaryota; Dinophyceae; Suessiales; Symbiodiniaceae. The record is from the annotation of a GenBank genome assembly.